Fusarium coffeatum is the source of this 1110-nucleotide messenger RNA. RefSeq lists its product as uncharacterized. The record is from RefSeq and is a predicted model, not a curated record. The transcript has 9 exons. Lineage: Eukaryota; Fungi; Ascomycota; Sordariomycetes; Hypocreales; Nectriaceae. The coding region runs from base 1 to 1110 and encodes 369 amino acids.
AUGGAGAUGGUUCUGGGCGAUCAACUUGAGCUUCAUCUGCUCCAGGGUUGCUGCUUGGAGGCAGAAAGGGCGGACCUUGUUGCAGCUCAACUACUUGGGCUUCACAAUGUCUUACCCGAUGGCAAUCAUACUCAUCUCAUGAUGAUCAUUGAUGAAAUCAGAGCCUCGGGCCAACUGCUUCCUCCUCCUCCUAUCCGUCUAAACUCCACUGCUCAACUCGAUGCGGUGUUGGACGAAGACUCGAGCACUAUGGCGGAUAUACACUGGUCUGAAAAGAUUUUCUCUCUACCUCUACCAUCUCGAACUGAACUCAAACAUCAGCAGCCGUCUAAAGCAUGGGGGCCGCUUGUCCCUUGGGGCCAUAUUCAGAUGCCCAGUGAUGCAAGAAUCCUAUUUAUGCGCUCCUUUAACGAACGCCAAAUAACUCUGGUAGCGUAUGAGAGUGCACGGGACAAAUGUCCUUAUUUUCUCUUGCGAACUUUCCACAUGGGCAAUCCCUGGUUCUCCCUUCUUGGAGCACAUGAGCUUUGUGUCAAACGCAACGGAAGCUGUCUUCAGUUCUGGCGAUGGGAUGCGAGCGAGCAAUGCACCAAGAGGUGGGCCAACCUUUGUUUCUUGACAUGGGAAGAAAUGGUUUUGGUAUACUGUUGCUUUCUAUCAUUCAAGAUUCGUGACAGUCUCACCAUUCAACUUGCAAAUGAAGACCUCAGUCUUUGGGGUGAACGCAAGUUAUUCCAAGCACGAAUUACGGACGACGGCUUUAUGCAUUCACUUAUCGUCUAUGAGGACUUUGUCACCAAAGGUCUCAGACUACAUGCUGCAGUUUGGGAAGGAGACCUACGACAGUGUCCUGUCUGGACAGCUUUCAUUACACAUCAAUCGGCUUCGCCAAGAUGGAUUAAGAGAGUGAGCAAAACCAGAGUUCGCCUAGCCGACAUUCACCUCUAUGUCUUUUGCCAGGAAUAUCGACAGCAAAACCAACGUAUUAACCGUUCCGGAGCAUUCGAGAUCCGUGCAGAGACUUACACAUACACAGCGGCCAAACGGUUUAAAGAACUCUUCUCCCCUUCGUUUACGGACGAUAGCACAACGACAGACACGACGGCCUGA